AUGUGGAGGCCUGUUGAAGAGAGUGAUGCUAACUCUUCAAGGGAGACCAACUGUGGUGGUGGCAGUGACUGUGAAGCAGAUAGACGGGCCAAAAGUGUCAUGGAUGGAUUGUUGAGUCAGCCAAACUUAAUGAAUUUGAGUUCGCAACAGAUGAACAGACACUCAUUGAGAGAGAGGACUCUUAUGAACUCAUCUGGUAAUGAAACAGGCAGUUCUCAUGGGAAGCUCAUCUUUGAAUAUUUUGAAUAUGAACAACCACAUAAUCGCAAACCUCUAAUUGAUAAGGCAAGUUCUCUUGUAGCUUACUGCAUGGAGGCUGACUCCCAUCUUUGUCCCAGCGUGGAAACUCAUGGCAUUAACCCUCAACUCCACAGGUUUCAGCUCUUGCAUCUCAGUUUCCAGUACUUAGGACAUGCAGGAGCUGUGAUCUGUUGCCUGCAAGUUGGGUUGCUGUGGCUUGGUAAACCAUUGUAUCCUAUAUACAGAAUACCCAUGGGCCCAACUCUUCGGGAUCUGGAUGCAUCCUUUUUAACUUUCCAUAAUCUGUCAACAAAAUCAAGAAGUAUUUGCCUCUAUCCUCUCUGUGUCUUGUUUGGGUGUGACAGUCAGCUGCGGUUUCAUGGUGUCAAUGAUAGGAAUGUACCUGGGGUGACUAAUAGAUUUCCAAAGGUCUCUUUACCAGUUUUUGGCCUUGCAUCUUAUAAAUUGAAAGGUUCUAUUUUGACUCCAAUUGGACCAUAUGAGUGCCAGCAAGAAAGCUCUCUACUGAAAGCUGCUGACAAUUGGAUUCAGGGUCUGCAAAUUGUUCUUCCUGACUACAAGUUCUUCCAUUCUCACUACGUGCAGCGGUGA
Thlaspi arvense is the source of this 852-nucleotide messenger RNA. The record is from the annotation of a GenBank genome assembly. Lineage: Eukaryota; Viridiplantae; Streptophyta; Magnoliopsida; Brassicales; Brassicaceae.